Molecule: messenger RNA, 809 nt
Organism: Cladocopium goreaui
Lineage: Eukaryota; Dinophyceae; Suessiales; Symbiodiniaceae
Source: the annotation of a GenBank genome assembly
GACCAAGUUUUCGAACUUCGAGCCCUGCACCGAUGGGAUGCAGUGAAUCAUGCGAGGGAAGACGCCGUGUUCAAAAUGCAAACCAUUCCGAGUUGUUUAGCAUUGCACAGGACCCUGCCAAAGAAGUGAAGGAACAGGACUUCUCGGAAUACCACAGGCAGCUCUUGGUGAAGGAAGAGAAUCAUAUGGACCAAGCACAUGGGUCAGCAAGAGGAACAUCGAAACCAUUGAAGAGCCACGAGGAUUGGUGCCACCUCUACUUUACCCUCCGAAACGCGCCAGCCAUCCUGGAGAACAUGGGUGAUGUAAGCUAUGGCGGCCACAUCAGGGCUGGAGAAAUCUUUACCACCGACCGUGUGCGGCAUGCUGAUUCGAUGAGACAGAUGCUUGCAGAUGUUGGGCAAGAGGAGUUUAUGGGUUUUGUGAAGAGUGCAUUACCUGCAGGACUCCAAGUCUCGAAACCUCUGGAGUUCAUCUUCCCAAACGGCACGCCUUUGUUGGCAAUGAGACUUGACAUCAAAUCCAUCCAAGCACUCCAAGUUGUGAGGAACACAGUCUUGAGCACUGAGUUGGAAAUUGCUGUGAACAAAAAACUGGAAAUGCAUGCAAAUGCAAAGUCAAAGUGGCAAGUUCGGCUGGACAAGACUUACUUCUGCAAGGUCUUUGAGAAGGAACUGUUGUCCUUUUCAGAAUUGACCAAACACCAAAAAGAAAAGCUCCAGAACAUCGAGGAAUUGCUUUGCUAUGGUCCUGUGCAUUUGUCGGCCGUAGCCAUUUUGGCUCAAGCCAUUUUGGCUCAAGCACGGUGA